AUGGAGCAUUCUCAUUCUCAGCGUGUUUCGUAUGAUAUGCCACAAAAACAGCUAGACUAUUUUAGCUCACGAGCAAGAACCUUUCCCGCCUUUGAGCAAUCGGCGCAGGCGAAUCAUUUGUACGACAAACCGACGUUCGGGCGUAUUCACAAAAUACACCAUCGUUUUCAGCAACAGCCAGAAAGCCAAGAAAUCGAGCACACUGCAGUCGCACAACAGGGUCGCCUUUCUGAGAGGUAUCAGCUGUAUUUUGGUGAGCAUAUACCAGUGGAUAGCAAGAGUCACUCGUUGAUUGCAGACAGUACUGCCUCUCGGUCUUAUCAGACAGAGGAAUCUCAGUUCCAUAAAGCCCCAGCACCAAAGGCAGCAUCACAAAAGCCACCGUCAGAGGUUUCAUCGCAUGCACAAUCUACCCGGCAUAGGUACUUCUCGGUAGAACCGAAGAAGUCAUCGCAUCCGCGCACACACCGAGAAGCUGUAGUGAACACGAUCGACUUUAACUCGAGCUACAAUGCACUGCCUAGCUGGCACAGUAGUAUUUCGCAAGAGCAAUCCACUAACAACAUGAAUCCUGCACACGGAAAUAUGACGCAGCAAACUGAAGAUCAACCAUGGACAUCGAAAAGAGGCUAUAAGCAGACUCGUGGUGACCACCAAGCGCCGAUCGCUGAACUUUUUGCUUCUCGCAGCACCCUCGUUUCCCAUGACCCGCGUUCUGAAAUGAGCGCUAGUUUCCGAUCACAACACCACGAGGCAUUGGCGAAACCACCAGCGCAGGAGAGGCCAGCAGCGGCUUUGUCGUAUGUACCACAGCAGAUGGGGAGAAUCCAUCCUAUGCGCAAGGCGCUGGAUCGGCAAGAGCCCGACUAUUCAGCACGGCACCCAGCAGCACGAGGGCAGGCGGACGAGUAUGAGCGCAUGCGUGACGAAGAAGAAAACUGCACGUUUCAACCGAGCAUAGUCAACCCUUCUCGGCCACGAAAAGGCAACGAUCAAGGGCCUACGUACUGCGAGAGCGAGAGAACGAAUCUACAGCACGCAAGUCGUGGUGACUAUGAGCAAGACUUAUACAAUAAAAUGCAUGGUGAUGCCGACACCGCUAAGCGCCGCAAAGACAGCCGCCGUGCUCAAAAAGAAAUCGAUGACGCUGAAAUCGAACGAAAUACUAGGCGCGGGCCACGCUCGACCUUCGCGAAUCCGCGCCGCACGGCGGUGGACUGUGAUACUGAUCCAGAAGAAGUUUUCGUGCGGUUGUACGAGGAUGCGCAGCGCUACAAUAAGGAAAAGUCUGAACAAGAGCGACUUAUCGAGCUGAAGCGCCAGCAAGAGCUUCACGAUGCGCCUUAUGAAUUGAAGAAGGGAAGCAAACACAAAGAAGGUACACUGGACAACGACAACGAGGGCGCUGUUAGUGGGAAUGAAAAGCCAGCUGAAGGAAAGCCAACCUCUUCUAUUGCUCGCAAGAGCGCCUCUGAGAUUCGCCAAUUUUUCGAGCGCCUCUCUCAACCAAAUAGCAUCGCAAUCAAGUUCGAAAAGCUAAAGGAGCAGGCUGAACAAGAAAAGCGUGAGAAAGAGGAAAAGGAAGCUGAAUCCAAGAAAAAUGAAAUUGAGAAAAUUGCUCGCUACAAGUGGAUGAUUCCGGCCAAGGGCUUCACCUUCUCUGACUUGCAAUCUCAUAAUGCUAUCUACUCAUCAUAG
Messenger RNA from Leishmania braziliensis MHOM/BR/75/M2904, 1698 nucleotides. RefSeq lists its product as hypothetical. The transcript has a single exon. Lineage: Eukaryota; Euglenozoa; Kinetoplastea; Trypanosomatida; Trypanosomatidae. The record is from RefSeq and is a predicted model, not a curated record. The coding region runs from base 1 to 1698 and encodes 565 amino acids.